This is a messenger RNA of Physcomitrium patens, 3460 nucleotides long. RefSeq names its product LRR receptor kinase BAK1. Gene Ontology annotation, biological process: protein phosphorylation. Lineage: Eukaryota; Viridiplantae; Streptophyta; Bryopsida; Funariales; Funariaceae. The record is from RefSeq and is a predicted model, not a curated record. Gene Ontology annotation, molecular function: ATP binding; protein kinase activity; protein binding.
CUUCAAAGGGGGAUUAUCAGUGCUUACUAUGUCAGGGCUAGCUGGGGUGUGGCCCCAGCGCGGUUGUCAGACGGGAGAAAGCCUCUGAGCGUGAUAGCUCUAGCUGGCAAUCAAGACUGUACAUGGCUUGUCACUUCGUCCUGGACAAGUUACAGCUUGCCGGUGGCGGGGGUGCUCUCCAUUGAGAAGGAGGAGGAGUCUGCAUACCCCUCUUGCAUUCCUUUGUGUUGCUGGGUUUGAUACCUACUAACAUUUGUACAUGUAUUCUACGUUGUGAGGAGUGAGUGAGUGAGGGAGUGAGUGAGAAGGGGUUGGUGGGGUAAGUUGGUGAGAUGGGGACGGAGUCACUGCAGAACGAAGCCCCACGGACUUGAUGAGACCGCUGCGUCGCUUGAGGGUGAUUAUACAGUGCCACAGACAUGACACGGGCGUCAUUUCCAUGUCCGUUGCUGUUGUAUGUCAUGGGUCUCUGCAGCAGGGCAGUGUGCAGCGCAGAUUAGACGUAUGCAUGGUGUUGAAGACGAAUACCAACGACGCUAUGGGUAUUGUGUUUAACAGGUUUAAAGCUGAGGGACUGGAGAAGUGAUUGGGAGUGAAUAGGAGUGAAUGAAGGGGGUCUUAGUUGUUGCUACAGAGCUGCACUCAUUUCUUGCUAUAAACCCCCUGACAGCGGAGUUAUAGUGCGCUUGUGUGUUGAUUAACCCUCGUCUUCUUUUCCUAAUCGAACUCCCUUUAAUCUGCAUAAUGACGUGCUGCUGCGAGGGUAGAACAUUUCUGGCACUUUUGGAUUGCUGGUGAGGCCUCCUUUUAUGCCGGAUCAGCUAUCUUUGCCCUGAAGACACCAAGUGCACACAAUAGACUAGUAGAGUAUGUACCAACUCUUCUUUCGAGAAAGGUUGGCGACUUUGAAACGGUCCAGCGCCUGUGAUGGAGUUGAGCUGGAGAAUGACAAGGGAAGACUGUCGUGUUUGGUGCUCAAUCGGUGAUCACUCUGAACUUGAACCAGGAUCAUGGCAACCUACAGUUAGAAGACUUCGAUUUUGGAGACUGCAGAAUCUGGACCCUUGAUCUGUAGAUACUGGAGUAGGUGUGUUUACUGGAAUUGUACCGUGACCAAACGCCUGUCAUUUUGAGAAAAGAGAGAUGAGCGUAUUUACAAAUGAAUGAAGAAGUGAGUGUGGGGAUCGACAAGUGAUAGAAAACGGGUAAAUUAGCCCUACAAUGAGUACAAUUACAACAAUCAAGAGAAAAGGAGCUGCCACCAAUGGGGAGAAGAGUUAGCCACAAGGUGUGCAUGCCAGGCCCUGCUGCUGGAGUUCAGCAAUGGCUAUGGCGAGCAUUCACGUUACUCCAAGUUCUGACUCUCUUCACCAGUGUUUGUAGCCUUGACGGAAAUCCUGAAGUUAGAUCUUUGGCUGCAAUAAAGCAAGCGUUCGAGGAUCCUGAGAAUGUACUUGCCUCAUGGGAUCCGAACUAUUUGUCACCGUGCACCUUCGCCUUUGUGGAGUGUGAUGCUAACCAUUCUGUCUAUGGCUUGGCGCUUCCUUCGCAUAGUUUAUCUGGAAGUUUGUCCCCUCUCAUCGGAAGCCUCCCAAAUCUUCAGCGCCUGAUAAUCACUAACAAUUCGAUAUCCGGCCCGUUACCGUCGGAGGUCGGGAAUCUUUCAAAGCUUAUGGUUUUGGACUUGUCCAGAAAUGCCUUAUCUGGUGCAAUUCCUCGUGCUCUUGCCAACUUGACAAGCCUUGUAACUUUAAAUCUGGGAAGGAAUCACUUCAACGGAAGCUUUCCAGUAUUCGUUUCCAAUAUGCCCUCCUUACUCUCAGUGGAUGUUUCAUACAACAACUUGUCGGGCUUUGUGCCUAAUCAGACUUUGAAGAACUUGAUGGCGGAUGGCAAUCCGAGUUUGUGCGGAUGGGCCAUAAGGAAAGAGUGUCCCGGUGACCCUCCACUGCCCAAUCCUGCAAAUAUAAAUAUUAUCGAUAGCAGAAAUAAAAGAUCAAACACUUCGGCUGUGGCGGCUGGUUUAUCAUUGGGAGCUGCAGUAUUAGUCGGAUCGUUUGUGCUGGGAUUUUUAUGGUGGCGUCGCCGCAACGCUAAACAAAUUUUCUUUGAUGUGAAUGAGCAACAAGACCCAGACGUGCUGCUAGGUCAGCUCAAGAAAUUUUCAUUUCGAGAGCUUCAGAUUGCAACUGAUAAUUUCAACACAAAGAAUAUACUCGGGAAGGGCGGCUUCGGGAAUGUUUACAAGGGUCAUCUGUCUGAUGGGACAAUUGUGGCUGUCAAGCGUUUAAAGGGCGAAGGCAGUCCUGGCCAUGAAAUGCAGUUCCAGACUGAAGUUGAAAUGAUCUCGCUGGCUGUACAUAGAAAUCUUCUGCGCCUGCGAGGCUUUUGCAUGACCCCUACUGAACGUCUGCUUGUUUAUCCGUAUAUGCCCAAUGGCAGUGUGGCAUCUCGUCUUCGAGAUACCGUUGCGGGCAAGCCAGCAUUAGAUUGGCCGACACGCAAGAACAUCGCCCUGGGAGCCGCUCGAGGACUACUCUAUCUGCACGUGCACUGUGACCCCAAGAUCAUACACCGGGAUGUGAAGGCAGCAAAUAUACUUCUUGAUGAAGAUUUUGAAGCUGUAGUCGGUGACUUUGGUCUGGCGAAAUUGUUGGACCAUCGAGACUCUCAUGUGACCACUGCAGUUCGUGGCACGGUUGGGCAUAUUGCACCAGAGUACCUCUCUACUGGCCAAUCUUCUGAAAAGACUGACGUCUUUGGUUAUGGCGUGCUCUUGCUCGAGCUCAUUACUGGCCAAAGAGCAUUUGAAUUCGGCCGGCUAUCGAGCCAGAACGACAUGAUGCUUCUUGACUGGGUCAAGAAACUUCAAACUGAGAAGAGACUAGAUUUAUUGGUAGACGCACAACUCAUGUCAGAGUACAAUUCACUCGAGCUGGAAGAGAUGGUGCAGGUGGCACUGCUGUGCACACAAGUCCUCCCCUCGGAGCGCCCCAAAAUGCUAGACGUUGCACGAAUGCUGGAGGGCGAUGGUCUGGCAGAGAGAUGGGAACAAUGGCGCGAAGUGGAGAACCGAAGGAGUAGGGAAGCGCUGCUCCCACGGAGGUAUUGUGAAUUAGUAGAGGAUUCUUCAUGGGACAUUGAAGCCAUUCAACUAUCAGGGCCCAGAUAGCAUGCAUCCAAGCCUUCAUUGUUCACUGUCAUGUUUUCAUGAUUAUUUUGACCAUUUUUAGAACACACAGUUGGAAGACUUGCAGGAAACCAGGCACAGAAGCCCUAAGAUGUGACCUAGUCCUCUUUUGUGUAUUCUUGCUAAAAGCAUACCAUUUUCCUUUAAAAGCUCAGAUCACUUCGUUCGCAACAGAAACUCAAGGUACAAUGAGAUGAGGUGGCAAUUGUUCCUGUAUCUUAAUUACCUUGAUUAUAUUACCUUGAUUUAUUUCGUUGUUAAGUUUCAAGA